UUGAAAAAACUCCGGCGACACCUUCCUCUGUUAUAUCGUAUCGGGAAAGCUAGCUAAGCCACGGCGAUGAAGUGACUAAGCGACGAACUAAUACUCUACGCAUGAAGACGAAGUAAAGUCCCCAAGCUCUUUUGAAGUGUCUUCUUCAUUGCUAGCAUUCCAAAUACCAAACUGAGUUUCGAGCCAGUGUCGAUUCUCAGAGUGAGAAUUUAAAACCCAUUUCCCGCCAUGGCUGCAGCUGUUUAUCGGCAAAACUUUUGCGCUUGAUCCCUGUUCGCGGAAUUUCCCACUCUAUAAUUUGAUAAAAAUUUUCGGAUUGCAGCGAAAGUAGGAAAGAUGAGUACAGUAGACAAGAUGUUGAUUAAAGGUAUUCGGAGUUUUGACCCCGAAAAUAGAAACGUCAUCACCUUCUUCAAGCCCUUGACUCUGAUCGUUGGCCCUAACGGUGCUGGGAAAACUACCAUAAUCGAAUGCUUGAAACUCUCUUGUACCGGCGAGUUGCCUCCCAAUGCCAGGUCCGGCCACAGCUUCAUUCACGACCCUAAGGUUGCAGGAGAGACAGAGACAAAGGGACAAAUCAAGCUUCGGUUUAAGACAGCGGCAGGUAAGGACGUGGUUUGCAUAAGGUCGUUCCAACUUACUCAGAAGGCAUCCAAAAUGGAGUAUAAAGCAAUUGAAAGCGUGCUUCAGACGAUAAAUCCACAUACUGGAGAGAAAGUUUGUCUCAGCUAUAGAUGUGCAGACAUGGAUAGGGAGAUUCCUGCCUUAAUGGGCGUGUCAAAGGCUGUUCUGGAAAAUGUGAUAUUUGUUCACCAAGAUGAAGCUAACUGGCCAUUGCAAGAUCCUUCAACACUAAAGAAGAAAUUUGAUGAUAUCUUCUCUGCUACAAGAUAUACAAAGGCAUUGGAGGUCAUCAAGAAGCUUCACAAGGAUCAGGCUCAUGAAAUAAAGACUUACAAACUGAAGUUGGAGAAUCUUCAAACUUUAAAAGACGCAGCAUAUAAGCUAAGGGAAAGCAUUUCUCAAGAUCAGGAAAAAACAGAAUCUGUAAAAAGUCAAAUGGAGGAACUGGAGAAGAACAUCCAAGAUGUUGAUGCCAAAAUUCACCAUGCUGAAACACUCCUGAAAGAUGUUCGAAAACUACAAGAUCAAAUAUCUACCAAGACCGCUGAAAGAAGCACUUUAUUUAAGGAGCAACAGAAGCAGUAUGCUGCUCUCGCUGAGGAGAAUGAAGACACUGAUGAAGAAUUGAAGGAAUGGAAAACCAAGUUUGAAGAAAGAAUUGCUAUUUUGGAGUCUAAGGUAAGCAAGUUGGAGAGGGAGAUGAAUGACAUGGAGACAAAAAGUUCCUUUCUUAAGCAGACAAUUAAUGAAUAUAUAUGGGAGAUUAGCAAGCUUCAAACAGAAGCUGAGGUGCACAUGUCAUUGAAGAAUGAACGUGAUUCUACUAUUGAAGAACUUUUUGCAAGACAUCAUCUUGGUUCUGUGCCAAAUGCUCCUUUCAGUGACGAAGUUGCAUCUAACCUAACCAAUAGGAUAAAAUCAAGACUAGUGGACCUUGACAAGGAUAUGCAAGAUAAAAGGCUUUCAAAUGAUGUUGAACUUAAGACAGCCUGGGAUUGUUACAUGGAUGCAAAUGAUCGAUGGAAAAAUAUCGAGGCCCAAAAACAUGCUAAGGUGGACAUUAAAAGAGGAAUCAUGAAAAGAAUUGAAGAGAAGGAGAGCGAGCGUGAUUCAUUCGAACUUCAAAUUUCUCAUGUCGAUCUUUCUCACAUUGAUGAAAGAGAAAAAAACAUGCAAAUUGAGGUUGAGAGAAAGACAAACCAGCUUGCUGAAAGAGAAUUUGAAUCAACAAUACGUCAAAAGCAAAGUGAUCUAUAUGGCAUUGAGCAGAAAAUUAAGGCUGUUAACAGAGAGAAGGACAUAAUGGCUGGUGACUCUGAGGACAGGGUAAAACUUGCUCUCAAGAAAGCGGAGUUAGAUAAUCAUAAAAAGAAGCAUAGAAAGAUAAUUGACGAGUACAAGGACAAAAUUAGAGCAGUGCUGAAGGGGAGAUUUCCUCCAGAGAAGGAUUUGAAGAAAGAAAUCACUCAAGCGCUCAGGGGUGUUGGCAUGGAGUAUGAUGACCUAAAUUCUAAAUCUCGUGAAGCUGAGAAGGAUGUGAAUAUGUUGCAGAUGAAAAUACAGGAAGUUAAUUGCAACCUUUCCAGAUAUCAAAAGGAAAUGGAGUCAAGAAAGAGAUUUGUUGAAUCCAAACUUCAGUCCUUGGAUCCACACUCUUUUAGUGUUGAUUUGUAUCUCAAGGCCCUGGAAGGGGCUAAGGAGAAAAAAGAUGUGCAGAAAAGCAAGUACAAUAUUGCAGAUGGUAUGCGUCAAAUGUUUGAUCCAUUUGAAAGAGUUGCCCGUGCUCAUCAUGUUUGCCCUUGUUGUGAGCGCCCCUUCACAGCAGAAGAAGAAGAUGAAUUUGUUAAAAAGCAAAGAGUGAAGGCUGCAAGUUCUGCAGAGCAUAUGAAAGUCCUUGCAGUGGAGUCUUCAACAGCUGAUUCCCAUUUUCAGCAACUGGAUAAGCUCCGCAUGGUUUUUGAAGAAUAUGUCAAACUUAGAAAUGAAACAAUUCCUAAUGCAGAGAAAGAACUUCAUCAGCUUAACGAAGAGCUGGAUGAGAAGUCACAGGCCCUUGAUGAUGUGGUGGGUGUCUUAGCUCAAGUAAAGGCUGACCGGGACUCAGUUGAGAACUUGGUGCAACCUAUUGACACUGCCGACAGGCUUUACCAAGAAAUUCAAACUUGGCAAAAGCAAGUUGACGACUUGGUCUACAAGCUUGAUUUUCGAGGGAAAGGUGUGAAAACAUUGGAAGAAAUUCAGUCAGAGCUGAAUGCAUUGCAAAACACCAAAGAUGGUUUACACAAUGAACUAGAGAAGCUAAGGGAUGAACAAAGAUAUAUGGAAAAUGAUUUGGCCAACAUUCAGAUAAGGUGGCACACUCUAAGAGAGGAAAAAGUGAAAGCAGCUAAUACUUUGCGUGAUGUUAGGAAGGCAGAAGAAGAGUUGGACCGUCUGACUGAGGAAAAAGGUCAAGUUGAUCUUGAUGAAAAGCAUUUGACAGAAGCCCUUAUCCCUUUGUCAAAGGAGAAAGAUAAAUUACUUAAUGACUAUAAUGAACUAAAAGAUAAACUUAAUCGUGAAUACGAGGAGCUGGGUGAGAAAAAGAGGAAAUUUCAGCAGGAAGUUGAGACACUUCUUAGAACAACUUCUAAGAUUAAAGAGUAUCUUGAUUUAAAGAAAGGUGAGAGGCUGAAAGAACUGCAGGAAAAGAAGGCACAGGCUGAAUCUCAACUUCAAGGUUGUGACAGUAGGAAGCAGGAGAUAUUGGCUGAAUUAAACAAAAGCAAGGACUUAAUGCGGAAUCAAGAUCAACUAAGAAGGAACAUUGAGGAUAACUUGAACUACCGGAAAACGAAGGCUGAAGUCGAUGAACUUGCCCGUGAUAUUGAAUCAUUGGAAGAGCAAAUUUUAAAGAUUGGAGGGGUUUCAACUGUUGAGGCUGAAAUAGGAAAACUGUCUCAGGAAAGAGAGAGGCUAUUGUCUGAGCUAAACAGGUUUCAUGGGACAAUGUCUGUCUAUCAGAGCAAUAUUUCAAAAAAUAAAAUUGAUUUGAAACAUGCACAAUAUAAGGACAUUGACAAGCGGUAUUUUGAUCAGCUGAUCCAGCUUAAGACAACUGAGAUGGCAAACAAGGACUUGGACAGAUACUACAAUGCUCUUGACAAAGCACUCAUGCGUUUCCACACCAUGAAAAUGGAGGAAAUAAAUAAAAUUAUAAGGGAGUUGUGGCAACAAACAUACAGGGGACAGGAUAUAGACUAUAUAAGUAUUCACUCAGAUUCUGAGGGUGCAGGAACUCGUUCAUAUAGCUACAAGGUUCUCAUGCAGACUGGAGAUGCAGAACUAGAAAUGAGAGGAAGGUGCAGUGCUGGUCAAAAGGUUCUUGCUUCUCUUAUAAUUCGAUUAGCAUUGGCCGAAACGUUCUGCCUCAAUUGCGGAAUACUCGCUCUAGAUGAGCCAACCACUAAUCUAGAUGGUCCAAAUGCCGAAAGUCUUGCUGCAGCUCUUCUACGAAUCAUGGAGGACAGGAAAGGGCAGGAGAACUUUCAGCUCAUAGUAAUUACACAUGACGAGCGCUUCGCUCAGCUAAUUGGUCAGAGACAGCAUGCAGAGAAAUAUUAUCGUGUUACGAAGGACGACCACCAACAUAGCAUAAUAGAAAGCCAGGAGAUAUUUGAUUGAAGCCAUGCAAGAAUGUUUGAACUUCAAUUGGAUCUUCGUAGCUGCAAGCUAAAGCAUGGGUUAGUGUGGAAACAGAUCGGUAAAUACUAAAUGGUUAGGACGUCACCUUGCGGUGAUACAGAAACGUGACAGGCAACCUGAACAAGGCAUAGGGACCUCGGAGCAGGUGGGCAAUUUGGUCCUUUCCAUUUUUUUUACCCACCUCACCUGAUGCUGACGUGUACCAACCCCACCAAUUACCUUGCUGGUGUACGCGUAACCACUGUACUUUCCCGCACCAGAUCACUAACUGCUUUCCUUUCAAAAUGUGGAUUACCUUCGGGAUUUUUGAAGUAUAUAUUUUAAGAGAUUAUUCUUAAUUGUAAUUAUCUUCAAAUACAUCUUUAGAGGAAAAUUCUUAUUUUAUGCGUUUUAAAGUAAGAUAUAUUAUGUGAUUUUUUGACUGCAACGUGGAGGCAUAAUGAAGGUAUAAUGAAAAAAGUUCUAUGGAGUGUUU
Benincasa hispida (wax gourd) is the source of this 4783-nucleotide messenger RNA. It is a transcript of the gene RAD50, whose product is annotated as DNA repair-recombination protein (RAD50). Gene Ontology annotation, biological process: telomere maintenance via telomerase; double-strand break repair; telomere maintenance via recombination. Gene Ontology annotation, cellular component: condensed nuclear chromosome; Mre11 complex; nucleus. The record is from RefSeq and is a predicted model, not a curated record. Gene Ontology annotation, molecular function: G-quadruplex DNA binding; ATP hydrolysis activity; double-stranded telomeric DNA binding. Lineage: Eukaryota; Viridiplantae; Streptophyta; Magnoliopsida; Cucurbitales; Cucurbitaceae.